Messenger RNA from Cynara cardunculus var. scolymus (artichoke), 2375 nucleotides. Its product is annotated as probable ubiquitin-conjugating enzyme E2 26. Gene Ontology annotation, molecular function: ubiquitin conjugating enzyme activity. The transcript is spliced from 8 exons. NCBI's taxonomy places the organism in Eukaryota, Viridiplantae, Streptophyta, Magnoliopsida, Asterales, Asteraceae. The record is from RefSeq and is a predicted model, not a curated record. Bases 207 to 2306 code for a protein of 699 amino acids.
AACCCUCAAUUCGACGAGUAAUCGGACCACAAAGGGUCAAUUUCGCCAUUGAGGACGAGAAAUCGAAGGGUUUUUUUUUGUUCUAUUUUUAUCCCCAAAUUAAGCGGUAUUUUAUAGUGAUCGGAGUGCGGAAACCCUAGAAAAGAGGGUUUUGAUCAUCUCCCAUUUAUUUCUGUUGCCUAUAUUCACUGUUGGCAGUUCCGAGAAUGGAGUCUUCGGCGAUUACAAGAUAUAUCCCUCAGAAAUCCAAGAAAAGAGUGUUUCCAGGGAGUAGUUCAGCGUGUAUGGAACCUGAAGUGAUCGAGAUUGCUCCUCCAACGCAUAAUCGGACAUCGAAAUCGAAGGCUAAGGCGAUUGAAUCAAAGGAGAUUGUCUAUCAUGAAAUCAUUGAUGUUGACAUGGAUGAAGACCGCAAUGAUGUAGUCUUUGUUGAAGGGAAGGUUGAGUCGAACAAAAAGAUGAAGGCCAUCUCAUUGGGUUCUAGUAGUGCAACACAAUCAGAUGCAACGGACAUGGUUCACUCGAUGAAGAAGGCCAAGUCAAAUAAAGGGAAGGAUGUCGUUGCAAUCAUGUCACUGAAUGCGAGUAGUGUGUCACAACUAAACUCAGUGGAUCAGGGCCAUUCUUCGAAGGGCUUUGCCCUAGGAUCAGAUAACUUCUUUGAUUUGGAUGGUGUGGGGUCUGAUGUGUACGCUGAUGAUUAUGUUUUCGAGGAUGAUUAUUUGACUUUGCAAUCUCAUUUUGAUAACAUGGAUCUCCCUUCUGGUAUCGAAGUUCCUAUUCCCUGGUUGCCGGAUACAGUCAAAAUGAACAAGAUGGCAUUUGCAAAUCCGUUGGUAACUUCACAUACACCGUUUGAUCAAUUUGGGUCAUCUGCCAGGCUUUCUAGAAGUAAGAAAAAGAAUUCAGCUGGUCGGAGCGGUUUCUCCAAGAAUGUUCCUCCUAUUGAGAUCCCACACAAAAUUCAGCACCUAAACUUCCCGAAUUAUACAUACGACCAAUUAGGCGAUAUGAACGCGGCUAGUACCGGUUCUUAUUUUUCUAAUAUUUCUAAUCCUAUAGUGGGUAGUACCACUUCUUCGAGUUUCUCCCUCUUGCCUCCUCUAGGAGUAGAAACACCAAUAUCUGAAUGGCAUAAGUCGAUGAUGAAGACGCAUAUGGAGCUGAAUGAUGCUCUUUCAGGUGGUGUUAUUUUACCUGAAUCUACUGAUAGUAUAUAUCAUAUGGAAAAUAUGUUAGUGGGCCCGGAUGCUGUAAAUAGCCCGAGAAGUUCAAGUUUAGUUGGGAGUUCCUCUAGCAUGGCAAAGCGUGAUAAUGAAGAUGUCCUGAAGAGGUAUGAAAGCUUCAAGAAGUUUGAUACCGUGUUGGACCAUUCGGAUCAUUUUUUUUCGAAACAGCGAUCAGCAGUGAAGCAGCCUCCAAAAAAUUGGGCUAAAAAGAUACAAGAUGAGUGGAGGAUUCUUGAGAAAGAUUUGCCUGACACAAUAUUUGUUAGGGUUUAUGAAUCAAGAAUGGAUCUUUUAAGAGCUGUAAUUAUCGGAGCUGAGGGAACUCCAUAUCACGAUGGUCUCUUCUUCUUCGAUAUCUUUUUUCCGAGCAGCUAUCCUAGUGUCCCACCGCUUGUGCAUUAUCACUCUGGCGGGCUUCGUAUCAAUCCGAAUCUAUACAAUUGUGGGAAAGUUUGUUUGAGUCUUAUAAACACGUGGACUGGUGGCCCGAAGGAGAGGUGGAUACCCGGUACUUCAACUAUGCUCCAAGUUCUUGUUUCGAUACAGGGUCUGAUCUUGAACACAAAUCCGUACUUCAACGAACCUGGAUUUGCAAAUACGAAUGGCUCUGCGUAUGGCGAAAAACGUUCUAUUGACUAUAACGAGAAAACCCUCAUCUUAUCGCUUAAAACGAUGGUGUAUACUAUGAAAAAACCACCCAAGAACUUCGAGGAUUUGGUGAUUGGGCAUUUCCGUAAUCGUGUACGCGAUAUCCUGAUGGCGUGCAAAGCGUAUACGGAAGGUGUGCAGGUCGGGUGUCUUGUGAAAGGAGGCGUACAAGAUGUAGACGAGGGUGGCAAAAGCUGCUCGACCGAGUUCAAGAACAAUGUGGCCUCAUACGUUAAGGUUCUAAUAAGCGCGUUUAAAGAAAUCGGAGCAAAAGAAUCCCAAGAAUUCAUCGGUUUAAGCGAAAAGAUAAGUCGACCGGCUCCUGUUCCGGCAGCAUCUGCCCCAACUCUUCCUGCUGUUCAUCCUCCUGCUUAUUCUACCUUCCCUUUUGCACCCAUAUCUGCUGCUGCUUAUAAUCAUUAUUGGUGAAACAGAUGUCAAUCUGAUCAUAAUGGCUGAAAUCUUGGAUGGAUGGUUUUAUGUUCGGAUCUUAUAUGA